Messenger RNA from Austrofundulus limnaeus, 3085 nucleotides. It is a transcript of the gene tmc6b, whose product is annotated as transmembrane channel-like 6b. Bases 171 to 2675 code for a protein of 834 amino acids. The record is from RefSeq and is a predicted model, not a curated record. Gene Ontology annotation, molecular function: mechanosensitive monoatomic ion channel activity. Gene Ontology annotation, cellular component: plasma membrane. The transcript has 21 exons. Lineage: Eukaryota; Metazoa; Chordata; Actinopteri; Cyprinodontiformes; Rivulidae.
AUGGUUUCUUCCAGCGGCUCUUCUUGCAGGCAUGCCUACAGCUGCUGGGAAAAAAACUGCACUGGUUUGUCAAGUUUUCCGAGCGGGUAAAUGAACACCAUGACUGGAGCUGAAGGCACAGCUGCGACGGUGAUCAGUCUGUGAAGACGGACCAGUAGUGAAAAGGAAAAAUGGCUCGCAGUGUUAACUUUGACCUGAACCACCCUCUCAUUGAAUAUGGACUGGAGAGCCCUGCAGAUGAGGAAGGUGUUCAUGAUUCAUUCAACCAGCUGAUUGCAGAGCAAAGCCAGAAUGAAGAAAUGUUUGAUACUUUUGAUCAAGGGCCGCUGGGAAGGAGGGAGCUGGAUAAGGAGCAUCAAGACUUUGUGUACACGUCGAGCCCUCCACAUACAUUUAGGGAACGGGAGCCGGAUCGAGGCGAGUAUGAACUGGAGGAAUAUGGAGAACAAACAGACCCACUCAUUCCUGAACGCUGGUCUUCAGACACCUUGAAAAUCCUUUCCUCCAUGCCCAGCCGCACCAUUGGCCGCAACAGAGGAGCCAUUAUUUCUCAGUACUGCAACAAGACCUUACAGCUUCGGAGACGCAGGCAGAGCAAACCAGCUGACCGAGUCUUCUCUCGCUCUUCGAGGCCGAGCAUACGGGCCUAUGACCUGGAAGCAGACACUACAGACUCAGAGAGCAGAGACUUGACUAAGCAGGAUCAGUUGGUGAACAACCUGCAGAACCUGUCUGCAAGUGACAGAGAGAGGAUGCUCCGAGGGAUGCCUCUGUGUUUGACUGUAAAAAAGAAGCUAAGGGAGUUGGCAUCGCAAAAAGAAAAACAAACACGCUCCAGCAGCAGGAUUAACUGCUGCAGUCAUUUUAAACUUUGCAUUAUCAAAAGCUGGUACACCUGGUCAUCCUUCAUUCACUCCCGCCAAAUGUGGAAAGUACCGCUCAAGAGAGUGAGCGGACGUUUUGGCACCGGAGUCCUCUCAUACUUUUUGUUUCUCAAGACUCUUCUCUUUUUUAACGUCUUCCUCUUCCUGGUCAUGGGUACAUUCCUGGUGCUGCCUCAGGCAGUGUACCCACCAGAAGUGCCUGCAAACCGGAGGUCCUUCUCUGGGCUGGAGCUUUUAACUGGAGCGGGUUAUUUCUCUGACACAGUGAUGUACUAUGGAUACUACUGUAACUACACCCUGCAUAGAAACUACAACAGUUCUACCCAGGCAUGGAGUACGGUGAAGUUGCCUUCAUACAAUAUGCCUCUUGCGUACUUCUUCACAAUAGGAAUGGCCUUUUUCAUUACAUGCAUCAUUCUAGUGUACAGCAUGUCGAAGUCCUUCGGUCAGAGCUUCAGAAUUGACAAGUCUUACAGUAUUUUGGCCAUAAAGACUUUCUGCUCUUGGGACUUCAGGGUCAUCAAGAAAAACUCAAUCAAGCUUCUGUCUGAAAACAUCUGCACACAGCUCAAGGAGCUGUUGGGAGAGUUGAAGCCCAAGCACGGCAGAAACCCUUGGUUAGAGAGGUUGAGGAGGUUGAUGGUUCAUUGCCUGGCAUGGUUGAUGUGUGUUGCAGUCACCACUGGCUGUGUGAUUGGCAUCUAUUACUUCUCUGAUUACAUGCACAUAGAAAAUCAGAAACAAGGUGCUGCCCAGGAAGCCAGCCUGUUGGCCCUGCCCGUGCUGGUCUCCCUCAUCAACCUGCUGCUGCCCGGCCUCUUCAACUUUGCAGCCUGGGUGGAGGACUAUAUUUCUCCUUCUGUGCGCACAUACGUUGGUCUCAGCCGGAACUUAAUGUUGAAAGUGAGCGUACUCGGAGUCCUGUGCUACCAUUGGUUGGGGCGGAUCGCAACUGAUGGAACUGAUUACAUUAAGUGCUGGGAGAGUUUUGUUGGUCAGGAGCUUUAUCGCUUCCUCAUUGUGGAUUUCAUCUUCACUCUGCUGGAUACUUUGUUUGGAGAGUUGCUGUGGAGGUUGUUUUCUGACAAAAUCCUUAAAAGACAGAGGAAACCAGAGUUUGAUAUUGCCAAGAAUGUCCUGGACCUCAUCUAUGGACAAACUCUAGCCUGGUUGGGUGUUCUCUUCUCACCUCUCCUUCCUGCAGUUCAGAUUCUCAAACUGUUGCUGCUCUUUUACAUUAAGAUGAGCAGUGUGAUGAUGAACUGCCAGGCCCCCAGGAGGCCGUACCGAGUCAGCCAGAUGACCACCAUCUUCAUCACACUCCUCUGCUUCCCUUCCUUCCUUGGCUCCUCUGUGUGUGUCACAUACGCCAUGUGGAGUAUAAAGCCAUCAGAAUCAUGCGGCCCGUUCCGUAGGCUCCAAACGAUGCUCAAGGCAGGAAAACAAUGGAUGAAACAACUGGCAGAAGAAAAUGCAAGCCUGUCCCCACUGGCCAGCGCUCACGCCUAUCUGGUGGAAAAUCCUCUUUUUUUGUUUGUGGGAGCAGGCAUUUUUCUGAUUGUCAUCUACUUCCACAGUCAGGUGCUCGAUGGCCAGAGGAAGAUCAUCACUUUACUGCAGGAACAUAUUAAAAAUGAGGGAGAAGAUAAAAAGUUCCUAAUUACUCGGCUUCAGUCGAUUCAUGAGCAGAAACGACCCUCAGCAAGAAAACUCACAAAUCAGGACUCAACUGAACUUCAAGAAGACAAACCUCAGUUUUCUAAUUACUACGGUUCUUCAACCAGUGGGUAAAUAACUGGAAAUGCAACAAAUCAAAUGUACGGUGCUGUGAGAGGAGCACAAAGUGAAGCCAAACAUUACUCGUGAGGCAUAUUUGUUGAAUUGUUGAAAAUCAGGGUAACUUUUAGUUCAGAACAUCUCUUUUCUUUCUUUGUUUUUAUAGUUGUAGGAAACGAAUUGAGCACCAGUCCAGGUAGAUCUUUAUGUAAUAAAAGGGCAAUUUAACAAAAAUCUUUAGAUUUUAGCCCGUCUACUGAAAGAAGCACUUUCAAAUCAACUGUGAAUAGUUUUUCUGUUGUAGAAAUAAUCCAAAUACAUAAUGUGGCUGUGGAAAUGUGUUAAUAUUGUAAAUAUUUAUUCUCUCAUUUUGCCUUUUAUUAUUACUAUCAUUGUACUUUUUCUAAGUAAAUUAUGUCUUAUUA